Monosiga brevicollis MX1 is the source of this 411-nucleotide messenger RNA. RefSeq lists its product as uncharacterized. The record is from RefSeq and is a predicted model, not a curated record. Lineage: Eukaryota; Choanoflagellata; Craspedida; Salpingoecidae. The annotation marks the transcript as partial. The transcript has a single exon.
CGCCCGUUGGCUGUCGUGGGCCCUGAAUCCCUGCGGAUCACGGAGGCUAUGGUGCAUGUCUUGUCAAACUACGACUUUGUACACGCCAUUCCUCACACGACACGUGCACCGCGUCGCGGUGAACGCGACGGCAUCGACUACUUCUUUGUAACCAGCGACGAGAUGGAGGCAGGCAUUCAGCAGCACCUGUUUAUCGAAGCAGGCAAAUACAAGGACAACAUGUAUGGCACAUCACUGGCCGCAAUUCAAGAGCCCGCCAGCGAGGGCAAAAUUGUGAUUCUGGACACCCAGCUCAAGGCCGUGCAACGCCUCAAGCUGUUCGGUGACAUCCAUCCAAUUGUCAUCCUGCUCAAGCCCAACAACAUGGUUGAUUUGCAGUGCUCACUCAAGCCCGCGGGUUCAACGGAAGAG